AUGUUUGCCCUGAUGAUUGCACUGAUGUUUGCCCUGAUAUUUGUACUGAUGUUUGCCCUGCUGAUUACACUGAUGUUUGUACUGAUCUUUGCAGAGUUGAUUGCACUGAUAUUUGCGCUGAUGUUUGCCCCGAUGAUUGCACUGAUGUUUGCGCUCAUGUUUGCACUGAUGUUUGCUCUGAUGUUGGCACACAUGUUUGCACUGAUGUUUGCCUUUGGUUAUAUCUUUAAGUCAGGAGGUGUCUCAGUUACCUCUGGUUAAGAUCAGUGGUACCACUUACCCUGUGGGCACUCUGCUUUUCUCCACUCAUAAGCCUGACCACUAUGAUAUACAAAGUGAAAAAAACCUUAAAUCACUGCAAGUAAGUCAAUCAAUCAAUCAAUCAAAUCAACAUAUUAGGAGGUUAUGGAUCUGGUAGAAGUAUGUCAGUAACAAUAUGAAGCAGACACUAUCCUUAAUGAAACCAUAUGGGUUCUAUAUGGGUCCCAGAAAUCUGUAAAACAUAAAGUGACACAAUUGACCGGAUUCCUAUUGAUUGAUCCACUUUAUAUGGCCACUUAAGAGAUUUUUUUGUGAAAUUUGAUUAAUUUCUUCCCAGAAAGGCGUUAAUAUUGGUAUCAAAAUUAUCCUAAUUGCGCAUUUUACAGGCCAAACUUUGUAUUAUGUGCAAUUAUACAGACCAAACUUUCUGUGAAAUACAGUAAUUUGUUAUUCCAGGAGGAAUAUUGGGAAAAAUAAUGCUGAACUCUUGUAUUUUCCAAAUUUUUGGCAUUACAUUUCAGCAAGUGAAGCUGCUGAUCACCUGCAGACAAAAACUGGUGGACUCGGAAGACGACCCAGGAGAAAGUGUCUUCAUGACACGCUUAGAUGGGAGCAUCUUGGAAGUCACUCUGGGCAGGUUGUCAAUAGAAGAUGCCAAAAAGCUGCUCAAGCGAUAUGCGGGAGAUAUAGAGAACUACGAGGGUCGGGAAAUUGUCCAACUGUGUGGACAGUGUCCUUUAGUUAUAAAGGUCAUGGGAGAUUAUUUGAGUCGUUCUGACAUCCAGCCAAUGGAUGUGAUUCGACGCCUGAAGUCGACAGGAUCAAGCUUUGGGGAAGAACAAGUCACGGCAUGUUUAAAUGCAAGUUUCCAGGUUUUGUCACCGAUUUGCCAAAGCGCUCUUAUUCAGCUCAGUGUGUUUGAGACGUCUUUUGAUUGGAGCAUGGCAAAAGCUGUCAUGAAUAUGCGUGAAGAAAAAGCCGAAGAUAUUUUGAAACAGCUGAGAAAUCACCAUUUGUUAGAGUAUGGCUCAAAAUUUGAGGAAAAAAACUUCAGUCUGCAAGAAUCUCAGCUCUCGGAUGAGGAAGAUGAUGACGAGACAUUGAUGAAAAGAGAUUUAACUCCCAAAUCAACCAGGGUGAUGAGCUUUGAGCCCAAACGUCAAAAGUCAGUUGUGAUAUCCCCAGAAGAUUAUUUAUAUACCUUCCAUCCUAUUGUUCUGCGAUUUUUGCAGCAGAAGAGCAAUGAAGAGCCAGAUUUGUAUGAAAAGAUGAAAAAUGAUGCCGAAGAAAGAUUCUGCAAUUAUUUCUACAACUACAUCAAGACAACACUGGGAAGCCAGUUAGAUAGAAACAGCAUCUCAGCGUGUUUAUAUAUCCAUGAAAACUCAGUCCUUCUCAACAAAUUUUUUGAGCUUCUGAAAGAGAAACGAUAUGAUCUGCAGGCAGACACUUCUGAAGAUGUCAAGUGCCUGUUCCACUUAAGCAAAGUUCGGUCCUAUGUUGGCUCUCACUUCGGACAAGCCGAUUUCUAUCAUACUCUGGCAAAACAGAAAGAGGAUGCUCUGGAUGAUCUGUUUGUGUUUUAUUCCAGGAUUCAUGAGUUGAUAAGCGAGAAGAUACUUGAUAAUGUACGAGGAGUAAAGAAGCUUCAAAGCAACCUGAAAACUAUGCUUCCAAGAGUAAAAGAUGGGCAGCAGGGCCGCUCUGCAUUCAGGAACCUAGCUUUGGCCGACUAUCACAUGUUGAUGGGUCAAGAUGCUCUUGAUAAUGCAAAAUACGCAGAUGAUCGGGUUUCAUCAAAACCAAUACUUUGUGAGGCAUUGGAUCAUUUCAGGAAAGCCCAUUUGUUGUACCUUAAGGAAGAAUAUGUCUGGUCUGAAAGGGCACGGGUGACAGACUGUAUGGGUUGUGUGCACUCUCAGCUGGACGAGUUUGAAACCGCCAAGAGGUAUCACCAGGAAGCAUUACAGCAGAUGAACAGAAACCUUGACAAAGGUGGAAAACAUGGAGACAUUCCAAAUUACCUGGUCAACAUUGGCGCCGUUUAUCAUUCCAUAGCAACACAAAAACCACCAGAUACUUCUGAAGCCGAGAGACUGUUCCACAAGGCUUUGAAAUACUACAGAGAUGCCACGGACAUGGACAAGGAGCUAGGCUUCCCAGAUGAGCUUGUUCAGGCUCGCAGACUGAGAAAUAUGGCAGAUAUCUACAGACGGUUGAAGGAAUUCACCGAAGCUUACAGAGCCGCCUGUAAAUCAUUUCGUAUUUUCCAGGGUCAUUUUCAACCACCACACGUAGAAUUAACAACCACUUUGCAUCGUCUUGGAUAUAUACAGUACUGCAAGGGCAAGCACUUAAAACAACUGGCCAAUAAUGACCUCACUGAUGAAGCUGAAAAUGCUUUCAAGGAAGCCAAAAAGAAUUAUGACAAUGUUGCUUAUAUGAUAGAGAACGGUGGAUUGUCUAGGAAGCACCAAGACUACCAACACGUGCGUGAUACCCACAAAGGAGUGAUGAAGGCUUUAGGGAAUUUUGAUGGGCUAUGGCAAAUCACAAACUUUUACAGGAAUUUGGAAUCCGGAAAGUAUGACAAGGAGAUUAACAACAUGCAGCGUCAAGUCGCUGGUGAGAGCAGUGGAAGUGACAUGGACUCUGAGGAGGACGAGGUGGAGGAGGAGGAGGAGGAAGAGGUGGUGCUAGAGGAGGUGGGGGUGGGGCUAGCUGUCGGGGGAGGAGCCAUCAACAGACAGGACAGCAGUUUUGUUGGCAGUGAUGACCUAGACUUUGCACAGAACCAGCAUGAUUAUCCUGAAGUUUUGGAUGAAGAAGACAAUGGAGUUUUUCAUGCAGGUCAGUAUAUUCUCAGAGCUCUUGAGGACUGACUAAAUACUAUGUAUGUAACAAUGGUAAAAACAGUGAAGCAAUCUGAUCUAUAUUUCACCUUUGAAAGCCCAUAACUGUUGGAAGAUUCUACAACGUACGGAAUUCAUCACCUGCACUUUGCUGAUGAAGUAUGCGUUGCCAUUUUUUUAUUUUUUUAUGCUUAUGCAAGGCAUAGUGUUAAUCA
Liolophura sinensis is the source of this 3328-nucleotide messenger RNA. RefSeq lists its product as uncharacterized. The transcript has 4 exons. Gene Ontology annotation, molecular function: protein binding. The record is from RefSeq and is a predicted model, not a curated record. The coding region runs from base 738 to 3143 and encodes 801 amino acids. NCBI's taxonomy places the organism in Eukaryota, Metazoa, Mollusca, Polyplacophora, Chitonida, Chitonidae.